This is a messenger RNA of Scheffersomyces stipitis CBS 6054, 2142 nucleotides long. RefSeq names its product Znc1p (gene ZNC1). Gene Ontology annotation, molecular function: DNA-binding transcription factor activity, RNA polymerase II-specific; DNA binding; zinc ion binding. Lineage: Eukaryota; Fungi; Ascomycota; Pichiomycetes; Serinales; Debaryomycetaceae. The transcript is spliced from 4 exons. The annotation marks the transcript as partial. The record is from RefSeq and is a predicted model, not a curated record. Gene Ontology annotation, biological process: regulation of DNA-templated transcription; DNA-templated transcription.
CGGACUAAAACAGCCUGCGACUACUGUAGGAAAAGGAAGUCCAAGUGUAACGGAGAAAACCCCUGUUCAAACUGCUUGACUCACAGCAAAGACUGUACAUAUACUAAGAGGGUGUCCAAGUCUCUGUCUAAUUCCAAAGAUAAGAAGCAUAACCCCAAUUCCAUACAAGGACUCAAUAGUAGACUUUCUACUUUGGAAGGUCUUCUUUCUAAACUAGUGAAAAGACUCGACUCCAAAAGUCUAUUGGACCUUGGGAAUUCUAGAUCAGAUACAGUGUCUUUAAACUCGUUACCUUCUGAAAGUAACAGUGAGGACGAACAGGAGGAAGAAGAUUUUUCCAAAGAAUUGGUCCUCAACGAAAAAUCGUCCUGUCAAAUAGUGACUAGCGCCAGAGACAGAAUCUUACAGUACUUUGGUUCUCAUUCGAUGUUCUGUAUCUUUUCAGCAAAGUCGAUAAAAUGGAUGAAAGGCAGAAUAGAAGGUAAGGGCGAUGACUCCCUUCUUUUGCCAAUAAGAAACUUGCCUUACGCUCUUAACAGUGUAGUCCAGUCUAACAUGAAAGUAUGGGCUCAGUCUUUGCCAACUUCACCGUCCAAUAGCAAGUUCUUCUUCAACAAGAACGAAAAGAAUCUCAUUUUUGAGCUUCUUGAAUACUAUUAUGACGAUAUCAAUAUCGCACCCUACUUGUGCAGUUUACACACAAUUCGUGAAUUGUUCCAACUCUACUUCUACGCUUUGUCCAGUCAUGAUGUAGAUAUUCUUAACGGAAUAUCACAGAGUGAAUUCUUGAUUAUGAAUGUCUCUAUAGCUUUGUGUUUGACCAACAAGUCUGGAGAUGUGAAGGAUAAUCAUAAUUUCCCAGCUUUGUCAGCAGCAUCCAGUUCUGAUCUCGCCCAAUUCAAGCAGAAAAUGUUCUCCAAUGCUGUUGCAUGUUAUGAAAGAGUCUCUGUGGUCUGUGAGGGUAUAAGAACCAUCCAAGGUAUAGCAUUGGUCACUUUGUAUAUCGAAGCUAGUUUUAUUACUGAUUUCCAGAUUAACCACAUGUUGGUUUCUGUGAUGGUCAGGUUUGCUUGCGAUUUGGGACUUCACAGCACUGUUUCCGUUUCCAAAUACGAUGCUGAAGAACAUGCCCAUUUGAAAAGAAGGUUGUGGUGGUUUUGUGAAUACAUGGAUAGUGAAGUUUGCUACAGAAGUGGGAAAGCCACGUUGAUUAAUCGUGCAAAUGUGACAAUCUUAACCGAAGAAGAUGACUACUUCCUUUCUGUGCCUUUGGAUCCAUUCAAAAACGACGUCUGUAAGAAAAACUCAUCUGAACUAGUAGCAAACUGCCGUAAGUGGGGGUACCAAAAUUACUACAUCUACUACACUUUGAUGUUAUGCAGACUUAAAGAAAAGAGUUACAACAACUUGUUCAAACCUCAGGUUGCUCAUCAAAGCCAAGAGGAAUUAUUGAAAUCAUUGCAAGAUAUCAAUGAGGAUAUGUUCCGUAUGGCGAGAUUGAUGGAACCCGAAAUUAGACCAACAUUAUAUUAUGUCAAAAGACCAGAGUCUCCUAGCAGAAGUUGUUUCGCUGAACUUUCUGAAAGCAACAACAACUUUUUCCAGUACAGUUCUCUCUUGUUGCAGUUGUCUUUCUUUGCUCAUUUACUCUCAAUCAACAGGGUGCCCUUUAUGAACAACAUGUUUGAAAGCAAUGAAAAAACUAUCAAGUUUGGUAACUUGUCUUUGGAAAGUGCCAGAACCAUAUUGCAUCUCGUGGUAGAUUUGGAUAGAACAAAGGUUCCUAAUUCGAUCUUGAAUUGGGUCACUUUCUAUCCAUUUAUGGCAUAUUGCAGUCUUAUUGGCCACUGUUUGUCUUUCCCACAAGAAAACAGUACUCAUAUGGAUUGUACGUUGUUGAUUCGUGUAUCUUUGAACUUUUUUGCAUACAGAGGUCUUAAUGAAGAAGACAUAAGAACGUUUGGUGAAUCAAAAACAUAUGACAAUAAGAGUAUGAUGUACGACUUGAUCACACGUUUACUUUUGAGAGUGUUGGUCAAUUUGAUGGACAAAGAAUCCGAACAUCACUAUGCAAAUGAGAUCAAGGGUUUGAGCGACCACAUGGAAGCAUGUGCCAAUAUAUACCCUGACUUGUUCAAGAAG